GCUCCUCCCGCGUCAGCCUCGGGUUUCCCAGGGGCCGCCGCCGCCGCCGCCACCUCUGCGGGCUGCAUGAGGAGGAGGAGGAGGAGGAUGUGAAGAUGGCGGAGCUGCAGAUGCUGCUGGAAGAGGAAAUCCCGGGGGGCCGCCGGGCCCUCUUCGACAGUUACACGAAUCUGGAACGGGUGGCCGACUACUGCGAGAACAACUACAUCCAGUCAGCAGAUAAGCAGCGAGCCCUAGAAGAAACCAAAGCCUACACCACCCAAUCCUUAGCAAGUGUUGCCUAUCUGAUAAAUACCUUGGCCAACAAUGUCCUACAAAUGCUGGAUAUCCAGGCAUCCCAGUUACGAAGGAUGGAAUCUUCAAUCAAUCAUAUUUCACAAACUGUUGAUAUUCAUAAAGAGAAAGUUGCAAGAAGAGAAAUUGGUAUUUUGACUACUAAUAAAAACACUUCAAGAACACACAAGAUUAUUGCUCCAGCCAACCUUGAACGACCAGUUCGUUAUAUUAGGAAACCUAUUGACUACACAAUUCUAGAUGACAUUGGACAUGGAGUAAAGUGGUUGCUUAGAUUUAAGGUGAGCACCCAGAAUAUGAAGAUGGGUGGGCUACCACGUACAACACCUCCAACUCAGAAGCCCCCCAGUCCCCCUAUGUCAGGGAAGGGGACACUUGGGCGGCACUCCCCCUAUCGCACACUGGAGCCAGUGCGUCCUCCAGUGGUACCAAAUGAUUACGUACCUAGCCCAACCCGUAAUAUGGCUCCCUCGCAGCAGAGCCCUGUGAGGACAGCUUCUGUGAAUCAAAGAAAUCGAACUUACAGCAGCAGUGGGAGUAGUGGAGGAAGCCACCCAAGUAGUCGGAGCAGCAGUCGGGAGAACAGUGGAAGUGGGAGUGUGGGGGUUCCCAUUGCUGUUCCUACCCCAUCUCCUCCCAGUGUCUUUCCAGCCCCUGCUGGCACUCCUCCCCUUCCUGCUACUUCUGCAUCUGCCCCUACUCCUCUUGUUCCUGCUAGUGUCCCCUCUUCCACUGCCCCAGAUGCUGCUAUUGGGGGUACACAGACCCUUGCUGAUGGCUUCACUUCUCCAACUCCCCCUGUUGUUUCUUCCAAUCCCCCUUCAGGUCAUCCUGUUCAGUUCUACAGCAUGAAUAGGCCUGCCUCUCGCCAUACACCUCCAACAAUAGGGGGCUCAUUGCCCUAUAGACGCCCUCCUUCGAUAACUUCACAAACAAGCCUUCAGAAUCAAAUGAAUGGAGGACCUUUUUAUAGCCAGAAUCCAGUAUCUCUUGCUCCUCCUCCUCCCUCCAUCCUACAGGUAACUCCUCAGUUACCUUUAAUGGGAUUUGUGGCCAGAGUCCAAGAAAAUAUUUCAGAUACACCACCGCCACCACCGCCUGUGGAAGAACCUGUCUUUGAUGAAUCUCCCCCCCCUCCUCCUCCUCCAGAAGACUAUGAAGAGGAGGAAGCAGCUGUGGUUGAGUACAGUGACCCUUAUGCUGAAGAGGAUCCACCGUGGGCUCCAAGGUCCUACUUGGAAAAGGUUGUGGCAAUUUAUGAUUAUACAAAAGACAAGGAAGAUGAGCUGUCCUUUCAAGAAGGAGCCAUUAUUUAUGUCAUCAAGAAGAAUGACGAUGGUUGGUAUGAGGGUGUUAUGAACGGAGUGACUGGGCUCUUUCCUGGGAAUUAUGUUGAGUCCAUCAUGCAUUAUUCUGAGUAAAGCUCAACAGGGUUGUGCUUUCCUCACAAGAAUAGUCAGGUCUUCUCAGAGUAUCCGAAGGCCCUGGGGAUUUCCCUCCAGUGAAAUAGAAUGAAGCAUAUAAAUGGUAAAAGCUACUUAUUUUAUUUCUUUUUGUUUAUACCCUAGUAUUAAAAAUAAGCCAAGUCUGAACAACUGGAUUUUUGCCAUCAUUUGUAUUAUGCUGAGCUGUAUGGAUUAAAAUAAAGUGACAGUUUCUGAAUAUGUGAAAAGUAUAACAACAUAAAUAUGUAGUUAAAAUAAAUUAGAUUGACUGAUUCAGAAAAAAAAAUCUGGGAUCUAUCUCAGGAAUAUCGCAUAUCCUUGGGAUUUCUUUUCCUGCGGAAUCUGUGGCAGUGGCUAUUUUUCAUUGCCCAUGCUAAGUAAGGGUUAGUCUUGUGGCCCAGUGGGUACCCUCAUUCCUUACUUUCUUCCAAAAGUAUGAAAAGGAAGGAACCAAUGUUUAAAUACCAUACUAACUAUUUUUAAAUUGUUUCAGAUGGCUCCCCCCCCCCUUUAACACUGUAAAUUCUACAUUCUUUUAGCACUUGACUGUGCCAGAUGAGUUAGUAUUGAACUCACUUGCAUCCUGUUAUGUUUCUGUUUGUAGUUUAUAAGGAUGAUGAAAUGUGAAAGUCUCCAACAUUCGGAGGGUGGUUAACAAUUGUUAAUAUGCUGCUGCAUGAGACUGCAUUGCCUCUAAUGGCCAAUGUCCCCGAUGUGAAGUAUGGUAGGCUGGGUCAUAUGCUGACGUGGGUGUGUGAAGCUAGACAUGAAGGUUCCUAAGGCUUUGAAGGGCACCCUUGUCUUGGAAGUCAGACCAACUAUCAACUACUUUUCUUUUGCUAGUUAGAGAAAAUACUCUUUUAUUUUUAUUUUUAAAGAGAAUAACAGUUGUUUUCAAGUCUCCUGACAGUCACUGGGAAUAAAAAGGCUGCUACUGUGCUCUGUGAACAUUAUUCCUGGCCAGUGUUAGCUGUGGCUGAGUCAUUUUUAUUCUCUCAGCUCUAGAAAAGGUAAAUAUUUAUUUAUCCGACUUUGUGUGCUCAGACUCUUUUGUAACUACUCAUAGUAAGACUUUGAACAUUCUGUGUCAGAGAGAAAGAAUAUCAUGGAAGAUUAACAGGCCAGAACUCUUAAACCAGUUACACUGAUGAAAAUCAGUAUAACAAAUAUGUUAUUUUUUCCCCAUCUAUAUAAUUACAGCUUUAAAUUCAGUGGAGUUUAUAGGUCUGAUAGCUUUAAUAAUCACCUCUGUAAUCAGCAUAAGAAAUACUGAAAAAAUAGAAAGGUUUCUUUGUAGUAGGUGAAUACUGUGGUGGGCCAGCUUGUGUCCAGGCCCAAAGCUCCAGUGAAUUGGCCAGAAUGGAUCUUUGCCAGGUAACUUCCUCUGCGGGUGAAAGUGGUAAUUGCUGUAUGUAUUUCAAAGGUGGCCUUCACAUGACGGGUAGUGCAGAUAGAAGGAUUUGGUUGCAAAUGAGCAAGUGUGGCAGUAUGUGAAGAAACGCAGAUGAGAUAGGCGGAAGUUAACAUUCCAUGUGUCAAUCUGAGCACAAACAUCAUCACUUAACUAUGGUCCAGCUCUUUUCUCAAGCCUUUUGUUGUUUUAAAAUUGAAAUUGUUAGCAACAGCUCUGUAGGCCAGGCUAGAACCUAUAAUGAUCCUCUUGCUUAAGCAAGUGCUGGGAUCAUAGGCAUGAAUUGUCACACCCAGCUUUUGGUUUUCUUAGUUUUUUUUUUUUAAAUAAAAACAUUGCAGAUUGGCUAUUUUGGUUGUAGAUUUUUUUCCAAACAAACACUCGGAUUCAGCUUUAACUCCCUUGCUUCUAGUACACCUUCUCUUUUGUGCUCUUGUUAGGUCAUCCUGACAUGUCUUAACCCUAUCUUCAAGGUAAUGGCCCUUUUAUACCCUGUGAGCCUUUAGUUCCAUUUUGGACCCAAAUAAGACUAUACAUGGUUAGGUUAAAAUCUUGUUGACUGGUAAUGCAACUAGGGAAACUUCUGAAAAUAGUUAACUCACUGACUUAUUUAAAUAAUUACUCUCUAACUUAUUUAAAUAGCCUUUUGAUGAGAAAACUUAACAUAGAGAAUGUUUUGAAAUCUGGCAAACAGCUAGCUCACCACUGCCGGAAACAAGACAGCUUCAGUGGAGCUGGGGGCAGGCAACAGGAGUGCAGCUUGUCUGCAGAAGCUUGACACUGGUGAGGUCUGUCCUUUGUGCUGAAGACCUGCAGUGGGGACACUCCAUGGGGCACUGAGGUUUUUGUAUUAUGUAGUACUGUUGUAACUCUUUUGCAUCUUUUUGAUUUUUAUAGUUUUGAUUUUAUAAAUUGUCUUGGAAGGAUGCUAUAUAAAUGAGCCAGGGCUACAGUAAUUGGAGGCUUUUAAUGUAGUAUUAUGUAGAUUGCAUGCUAUUAAUACCCUUUGAGGGUAUUUCCUAUUUUAUUGUAAGUUUCCUCCAUUUACUUAACCAUGCACUAACAGACAGCUGGUAAUAAGAUUUCAGAUGAAUUCAGAAAAUCUUAAUAUGCUACACAAUUAUUGGCCUAAAAUGUGCUGGCCAGUAAGUAGCCAACUUGUGAGGACAGAAGUAAUAUGAGGGUAUUACUUCAUGACACAUCUUGACUGUGUGGCCAAUCUCCCCGUCCCCCCAAAAAGUGCCAAUGUUUCAAAAUCUACAUCUGAGAAGAUUUUAGUCUGCUGUGUUUGGAAUGAGUCUUUAAAGAUACUUCCUUCAGUAUUUUCCAUCUGUUAGCUACAUCUGUCUUCCUCAGAGGCAUCUGCUGUCCCCAUCUUGGGGUAAGUACAGGACUUGAUUUUGCUAUGUUCUCCAGGUGACAUUUUCAUGCCCCUUCCUUCUUCCUGUUGCUGUUUAUUACCUAGCUAGAGAGAAUACUUUAUUGUCUACAAUGUGGCUGUACUCAUUAGCCAUUUUAAGAUAAUUAAAAAUUUUCUGUUUUGGAGGCAUCAAAAAGAAUACUUCGUCUUUCUUUAUUACCUUUUCUGUUCAUGGAGCCCACAGGGCAUGUCCUGAAGGCCACUUUUGCCUCUGAAAAGGGCUCUAAUGGAGGACUUGGCAGGUGACUGCCAAAUUUCUGAAAUAAGUGGGGACCUGUUUACUUCUGAACAGCUUUGACCAAGAACUGCUGAUUGGCAUGAAGGUGUUAAUUUCCUUAAUACUAUUUACUUAGAAUCAUACCAUUUUAGAGCUAGGUGAGUUUUUAAAUUUUUUGUUUCAUUUACCAAUGAGGUUAUUAGAUGCUUUGUUUCAGAUGAACAGCUAGUUAAUAACAGUAGUUGUUGAUUGUGCUCAGUACUCUUUCCACUGCACCAUGGCUGUCCCAACUGUGUUUUUUCCCCCCCUUAGUAGAAAAUUAAGAGUUUUACUUGGUCAGAAAUAUACUUGAAAAGACAUGUCAUUUUGAUAAAUAACCAUCCAAGUAUUCAUACUGCUUAAAGGAGGAUAUUACAUGCAAUCUUAACUGGUGAAAAUAAUCAUUUACCCUUUCUAAAACUACACAUACUCUUCCAUGAGGUGUGUGUAGCAAAAAAAUGUAUUAGUUCAACACUGGCAGGAGCACAGCAAACAGCCUUAUUUAGGGGGCCUUAUAAAACAGUUAUUCAGUGGAGGCAUUGAGCUCAUUAUUUUUUAGUUUAUUUUGUGCUUUGUUUCAUUGAGAAUCUCUAUUUAAAACAAUUACAAAUGAAAUGACAGGGCCUAGCUGUGUAAAUGAUCCUUGCAAAAUAUCUUAAGGUUUUUUGUAAAAAAAAAAAAAAAAAAAGCCAACAAAAAGCUUAUUUUCACAUUAAAAUGAAACCUCUUUUGCAACUUCAGAAUUCUAUGGAAAAGCAGUUUUUAUCAUAUUUUGUGUCCGUGUACCUUUUUUUCUUAACAAAAUGGUUUACAAAAAAGAAUGUAAGCAAUUUAUGAUCUGGCCAGUUACACCUUUUAGCUCCCAGAGCAGAAGUUGGUGGUACUGAGUAAAAACCAUUCAGGCAACUUGAGGGAGCAGUCUGUUGCCAGUAAUGUUCUUGUGUGUGCCAUUAAACCACCUCCAGAUGAGUGAGGGAACAUUCACUUUUUAAUUUUUUAAUUGUAUUUGAAAUUAAUUAUUGCUGUGUACUAAGAACUUGACCUAAAUAAAAUCACACAAAGUCUA
Messenger RNA from Jaculus jaculus (lesser Egyptian jerboa), 5892 nucleotides. It is a transcript of the gene Abi2, whose product is annotated as abl interactor 2. The coding region runs from base 96 to 1715 and encodes 539 amino acids. The transcript has 12 exons. Gene Ontology annotation, molecular function: SH3 domain binding. NCBI's taxonomy places the organism in Eukaryota, Metazoa, Chordata, Mammalia, Rodentia, Dipodidae. The record is from RefSeq and is a predicted model, not a curated record. Gene Ontology annotation, cellular component: lamellipodium.